CACAAAACCCUCGCAAACCCCUAGAGAAGAAGAGAAGAGAACAACACCGCACAGUCGAGAAGCGGAGAGAGAGGGGCUUUGGUUUGAGCUCCACAGACUCAUCAAUGGCGGCGAAACGACAAGGAAGCACCGAAUCGAAGAAGAGAAAGAAGUUUUCAGCUAAAGAACCCGAGGAUGGUGAGAAAUCGAAUCCGAAGAGAGUGAAAUUUUCCUCCAAUCAUCUAAACAAAGGUCUGAAGAAACCUUUCAAAUCAUCCAAACAUGAGGGAGGGAAAUCUAAAUUACCCUUGAAUCAUCCAAACAAAGGUCCGAAGGAACCUUUCAAAUCAUCCGAACAUGAGGGAGAGAAAUCGAAUCCGAAGAAGGUGAAAUUGUCUUCGACUCACCCGAAGAAACCUUUCAAAUCAUGCAAACAACAGCCUUUCAAAUUGAAGCCGCAGUUCGCGAAAUCAGAGGCCGGUGGAGAGAAAAAUGUUUUGAAAACGAAGCGCGAACUUCGUUUAGAAGCAAAGGAACUAGCAGAGGCUAGGAAGAAGAAGAGGAAGCCACAUUACACUCUUGAACAAGAGCUUGCAUCACUGUGGGAAAAGAUGAGGAGGCGUAACAUUGCCAAAGAAGAUAGAUCGAAGUUGGUGAGUGAAGCUAUACAGAAGAUGAAAGGGAAGAUUCCUGAAAUUGCAAGCUCUCAUGUUUCUUCUCGCGUUCUGCAGACUUGCGUUAAGUACUGUUCACAAGCUGAAAGGGAUGUUGUAUUUGCGGAGCUUCGGCCACAUUUUCUCACUCUUGCAUGCAAUACUUAUGCAGUUCAUCUGGUAAAGAAGAUGUUAGAUAAUGCUUCAAAGAAUCAGUUAGCAGAGUUUAUUUCCUUCCUGCAUGGGCAUGUUGCUUCUCUUCUUCGACAUAUGGUUGGCUCUGUUGUUGUUGAGCAUGCAUAUCAGUCGGGAAAUGCAACUCAAAAACAAGCUCUUCUGAUGGAAUUGUAUUCUACCGAGCUUCAAUUGUUUAAGGAUUUGGUGUCAAUGAAAGAAAGCAGGUUAGUAGAUGUAAUUUCUAAACUGGGUCUGCAAAAGGCUUCUGUCUUACGAUACAUGAGUUCUUUGUUCCAACCAAUUUUGGAGAAAGGAAUAGUGGACCACUCUAUCAUACACAAGGCAUUGAUGGAAUACUUCAGCAUUGCUGACAAGGCCUCAGCUGCAGAUGUCAUCCAACAGUUGUCGGGUCCACUACUUGUUCGAAUGAUCCAUACCAGGGAGGGAUCUAGGAUUGCGAUGCUUUGUAUCAAGCAUGGGAGUGCAAAGGAGAGGAAGAAAAUCAUCAAAGGAAUGAAAGGUCACGUGGGCAAGAUAGCUCACGAUCAGUUUGGGAGUAUGGUGCUUGCCUGCAUCCUUUCAAUUGUUGAUGACACUAAACUUGUAACGAAGGUUGUCAUUCGUGAGCUUCAAACAAUGUUGAAGGAGCUUGUUCUGGAAAAGAAUGGAAGGCGUCCAUUAUUGCAGCUACUUCAUCCCAAUUAUCCCCGCUAUUUCAGUCCUGAUGGUCUGGUUUCUUUGAAUCUUACUAUUCCUUCUCUCUGCACCAAGGGUGAAUCAGACUUAAAUUCUGACUCAGAUAAGAAGAAGAAAACUUUAGAGGUUGGUAAAGAUGGUGAAGAGAACAGUGGCACAGAGGAUGUUAUAGUUGAGUCUAACAAAAGUACAACCCCUGGUGAGAGCACUGACUUAAUUGAUGGUGGGAAAAAGGAUCAUCUGGUUCGAAGACAAGAGUUGUUGGUCAAUAGUGGUCUUGCUGAGAGUCUCAUUGAUGCGUGCAUUGAGAGUGCAGGAGAAUUACUUAGUUCCAAUUUUGGGAAAGAGAUCAUUUAUGAGGUUGCAACUGGGGGUGCCGGUGGCAUUCUCCUCUCAACAUUGGAUACAAAUUUGGAUGCCUUGCAUCGAGCUAUAGCAUCACUUGUUGCAGAGUCUAAAUUAGAGGACUCAGAAGAAGAGCAUCUCCUUGAAAAUUUCCAUUCUAGCAGGACAAUUAGAAGACUGGUUUUAGAUUGCCCUGCCUUUGCUUCCAUCCUAUGGAAGAAAGCGUUAAAAGGGAAAUCUGAAAUGUGGGCCCAAGGUCACAGUUCUAGGGUAGUUUGUGCAUUCUUGGAAUCUUCAGAUUCUGUAGUACGUGAGCUGGCUAAAAAAGAACUGCAGCCCCUAAUAGACAGUGGUAUGCUUAAAUUACCCGAGAAAAAGCUGUCAGCGAAGGAAGAUUGAAGUCAGUAAAUGCAGUAAGAGGAAAACUGCACCUCAAUUGAACAAGCACGGUGAGCUUUGUUUGGGUCUAUGGCCGAGUCACCUUUGUAUCAUUUUUACUUAAAAAAGUCAUUUUCCCUUAGUGUUCUUGAAUGACCAAAAGUGUAUCCGAGAGUUUUGCAUUUUGGUUGGGAAAGGAAGUGGAAGUUUUGUAAGCAUAUUUGGAGUAAAUUACAGUCAAUUAUUUAACGAAUUUCACUUUUUAAGCUGCAAUUGCAUGUUUAUUACAAUGAAAUUCAUACUUGAAUUUAGUCA
Messenger RNA from Camellia sinensis, 2543 nucleotides. The record is from RefSeq and is a predicted model, not a curated record. NCBI's taxonomy places the organism in Eukaryota, Viridiplantae, Streptophyta, Magnoliopsida, Ericales, Theaceae.